This is a messenger RNA of Frankliniella occidentalis (western flower thrips), 953 nucleotides long. RefSeq lists its product as uncharacterized. The coding region runs from base 24 to 749 and encodes 241 amino acids. The transcript is spliced from 5 exons. The record is from RefSeq and is a predicted model, not a curated record. Lineage: Eukaryota; Metazoa; Arthropoda; Insecta; Thysanoptera; Thripidae.
UAUUAUUUUGGAGUAUUGUUCAUAUGGGACAGAAGGUAACUUCUCAUAUGACAAUUUGUGCCACAUUUAAAAGAUUUUAUGCAGCAGAUGUACAUGAGCUGGCAGAACCCCUCUCCCCACCAUAUGAUGAGGCAAGGACAGAAGAUGUACAUGAGUUGGCAGAACCUCUCUCCCCACUAUCUAGGGAUGAGUUCUGGCUGGUACCGCGGCGGGCAGUGAUUGAUCCUUGUUUUUGUGAUUACAACUCGUUCUCGGACUUCGCCGAAGAUCCAUUCUUUCGGGAGCCUGCUAUGGGUGCAGAUGUAGUAGUAGACUUAGGCGAUGUGCGUGUUUACAGGCUCGCUUCGUGUAUGUACAUGCCUGAGAACAGAAGUGUCAGGAUGUGCGGCCUCCACUUCCUGUCAUGUGACCGUCAGGAGGUGAUGGAUUACUUUCACACGUGCCAUACACUAGCCCUGAGCAGCGCGCACCCUGACACUGACGAUCCGGACUUCAUAAAGGAUUGGCUUCAACGAGAGGACCAGGAUGAAAUUGCAAAGAGUCGGGCAGAAACAGCGGACAUGUCAGAACGGAUGGUAUGGACCACCAACAGGUUGCGGUUCUGCGCCGGUCAAACUGUAGUGUACGUACCAGCGGACGACAGUCCCACCGAAAUGCGGAGUGUGCCCACAGAUGGCACUCCGGUCAAGUUCUACCCAUCGACCAUGUAUUCGACGAAAGAAACAGCCAGAGUGCAGCUAAAAUUCUGAGACAAUGGUAGUGAGAAGAAUUACUCUGGUAAUGAUAAUGUGAAUAUAUUUGCCAGGACCACGCUGUAGUAAUGUUAAUGUUCCCAGUUAUUCAUUUAUGUCCGACUGAUCUAUCUAACUUCCGUUGUUUCUAUAUUUGUAUUGUCUGACCUGCAAAUAGAACAAUAAAAUUAUGAAUAGUGUACCUAUUUCAAUCUAAAGUAU